Messenger RNA from Siniperca chuatsi (mandarin fish), 4068 nucleotides. RefSeq names its product carboxyl-terminal PDZ ligand of neuronal nitric oxide synthase protein-like. The transcript is spliced from 10 exons. NCBI's taxonomy places the organism in Eukaryota, Metazoa, Chordata, Actinopteri, Centrarchiformes, Sinipercidae. The record is from RefSeq and is a predicted model, not a curated record. Gene Ontology annotation, molecular function: nitric-oxide synthase binding. Bases 480 to 2045 code for a protein of 521 amino acids.
AAACACCAGCUGUAGCUUAUAGUCAAUACAAGCAGAGUGAGAGUCCGUUUUCAUCUGUUAGAUUUUGCAUCCAGUUUAAUGACUAAUAAGCGCCCACUGCUUGUGAAUAUUGAUCGCUCGCUCUGAUAAAUUAGUGUCUAGAUUGAUGCAGCGCUGCUUCGAGGAAAAAACAAUCAUGCGUUGAGGUCCGUGCGUCAUCGGGACUCCGGCAGCGGCGGAGGUGGCCGCGGUGCGUGCUGUUUGUCUGUCGUCUGCCUCAGACCGGAGCGAGGGGGUCAGUAAGUGCACACACCGAUCACCGAUCAGCGCGAUAAUUGAAUCCAUCAACCGACCAAUCCGUCUCGACCGGAGCGCCUCGACCCGGCGUCUCUCCGGUGUGAGUGCGGAGGGAGCAGCGCCGGAGGAGAUGCGCAUAUCUGCAGGUACUCUAGCGCUGUCGUAAAAUAAGAGUCGGGAGCGAGUCAGCUAUCAUUAGAGCGAUGCCAGGGGUAACCAAGUACAAUUUAGUGGAUGACGCGCACGAUUUGAGGAUCCCCAUGCACAACGAGGAGGUGUUUAAGCAUGGGGUCUGCUUCGAGGCAAAGUACAUUGGCAGUUUGGAGGUGGGUCGCCCCGGCAGCCGAAUGGAGAUAGUCGCUGCAAUGAGGAGAAUCAGAUAUGAAUUCAAACUGAAGAAUAUAAAGAAAAAGAAGGUCAACAUUGUCGUAUCCACUGAUUGUAUCAAAGUGAUUUUGCGCAAAAAGAAGAGAAAAGGGUGGUCAUGGGAUGAGAAUACCAUCUUGGUGACACAGGAUCCCAUCUACAGGAUCUUCUAUGUCUCACAUGAUGCCCAAGACUUGAAGAUCUUCAGUUACAUAGCGAGAGAUGGACAGAGCAACAUUUUCCGCUGCAAUGUGUUCAAGUCAAAGAGGAAAUCUCAGGCCAUGAGGAUCGUGCGGACGGUGGGUCAGGCGUUCGAUGUGUGUCACCAGCUGACCCUGCAGCAGAAAAGCGAUGACCAGGAGGAUGAGGAGGGCAAGGCGGAGGAAUCAGAGGCAGUGCCAGCAAAGAAGAGGUUUGCAUUGUCAGAGGAGACCGACCUUGAAGCCACUACAGAGGAGAGCAUUGAGUGUGUCUCUUCAUCCGACCUGGAGAAGAGCAAAAAGGAUGAGGCCCUCUGCAACGAUGGCAAGCUGUCUGAUGACCCGUCUCUCCUGCUGAGCUCCCCCAUCCUUGGAGCCUCUGUGUCGGGUCAGUCGGCAGCAGAGGCUUCCUGCUCUGAAGAGCACCAGGUCCAGCUCCUCCAGAAACAGCUGCAGCAGCAGGAACAACAGGCACUGGCAGCUUCAGCACAGGUACUGAUGGUCCAUGUGCUCCAAGACCAGCUGUCGGUGGAAGUGUGUGCACGGACUGAAGCCCAGGCCAGAGUGCAGAGGCUGCUGCAGCAGAACACCGACCUGCUGCAACACAUUUCCCUGCUGGUCAAACAGAUCCAGGAACUGGAGCUCAAAGCUGCUGGCCAGUUAACAUCUAUGGGCUCGCAGGACAGUCUUCUGGAGAUCACUUUCCGCGCCAAGCCCCCCAGCAUGCUCCGUGAACCGCUCACCUCUUCUUCAUCUACAGGCGCUUUAGCAGCCCAGUCCCUGCUCCAGAUUAGUGACAGUGCCUGGGUCUCCACCAUCCCCGGGCCCUGCUCUCCAGGCACCACGGGCACCGACACCAGCCCUCUGGGGCUCGGCGGCAGUGGAGUUCGGCUCGAAUGCUUCCGCUUCUCCUCCCGGGGGCCGGACCGCCAGGAGCAGGGCCAAGACACAGGGGAGACUCCCAGCGACGGAGCCCCAGAUGACAGCUCGCUGCUGGGGGAGCAGGUCCUGGGAGCCCUGGAGCUGCUCCGGUUUAGGGAGUCAGGGAUCGGAUCGGAGUACGAAUCAAACACAGAUGAGAGCGAUGACCGGGACAGCUGGGGGCAGGGGGAGGGAGCGGGGGCUGACGGUGCCGCUCGACUCUUAAACGUGCUGAAUGCAGAGAGUCUGCCGGACUGCUUAGGGGAUGAGAUGGCUGUGUAGUGGUGCUCCUAAAGCUGCACAAGGCAACAUUGCACUUAUACACCACCCCAAUGGGAAACAGGUGAAAUUCAGAAUCUGAAGGACUUCAUUGCACGGAAAUCAUUACACGGAGUGGCUGGCUCUGGAAAGAGCACUCACUCGCCACUGUUCUGAGUAAAGUUUUGAUUUGCUACUUCUACCUGUGCACUGAGAAAAUGUCCCACUUGUAGGAGUGGUGGAAUAAUAAAAACAGAGAUGCAGAAAGUAUAAUUCAAUUGAUAAAUUUGAUCCUAAUGUUUAAGUUCACUUGGUUACGACAUAAAAACAAACUUGAUUUGAUCAAAUUUGAUCAAUAAGUUUCAUUUAUCACAUGCAUAUGACUGACACGUUUGCCAGUGCAUGUUCAAUGACAAAUACACAGGAUAAUAACAAAAUAAUAAGUAAUAAUAAUGGUAGCCUACGCAUUAACCAUAAAGAUGUUUAAUAAAUCAAGCUUGAUUUAUCAAAUCAAUAAUGUCUUUAUCAAAUAAAUUUAAACAAGACUUAUAGUCGGCAUCCAUGCUAGCAGCUCUGUGAGGCUGAGCUAAAUGCUAACAUCAGCAUGCUAAAAUGCACGUAUAAUGUUUACCACGUUCCCCAUCUUAAAGUAGUUUAGCGUAUUAACAUGCUAAUAUUUGCUAAUUACACCAAACACAAAGUACAGCUGAGGCUGAUGGGAAUGACAUUAGUUUUGCAGCCAUUUGGUGGAUAAACUUUGAUGAAACCUUGAUUAACUUCUUUGCGAUUACAUUUUCUUGAGUUCCACAUCACAUACACUGGACGUUAUUUACUGUAGUUCAGAAAACUAAAACAUACCUUUAGCAUUUCUUUGUUUCUCAGCACCAUUGCAGCUCCAAAGCCAAAAAAAAAAAAAAAAAUAACAGGUGUACUUCUAGAUAGGAAUUUGGCACAGUGCAGCUUUAUUGAAACCUUGGACUGUCAGAUAGUAUAAACACUGUGGUGCUUCAGGCUCUGUCUCUCUGAAAAGCUCUGCUGUCUGUUAGUAUGUGUGUUACAUACUGUGUGCCUGUCAGUUUGGUAAUCGUUGUACCUAUAAAUACGUUUGGUUCACUGACUUGGUGCCAUCGGCAUUCGCUGGGCUUGUUACACUGUGGUUGUGUCUGUGUUUAUGGAUUUGUGACACAUCUGGCAUGGACAUGGUCAUAUUUGUUGUUUUCUAAUGAAGAUCUAUGAAGAAAAGACCCCUUUGCCAAGUCUGUCUGGAUAUGCUAACACAUUUUUUGGAGUGUGAAAAUUAAAACCUUACUGUGCUUGUUAUUAUGCUUAAUCUGUAAUUAUACAUGGGUUUAAAAAUGAGCAUGUAUCUCUCAUAGUAUGAUUUAUUUCUUUUUUCAAUACAUUGUAUAUAGUUUGAUUAACUUAUAUGCAUUGCAUAAAACACAUAGCAUGAUUUUAUUCAUACUAUUCUUCAUCUUGUUUUAUAUUAUUAUAAAUGAUGAUGCUGUGUGUCAGAGGGAAACAGCUCACUGUGUGCAGGUGCUGCUACAAUCUUGUCUCUGCUGUUUAAAAAUGUAGCCACCACAUACUGUAAGUAUUAUUUGUUAAUGCCGUACUGCAGCAAUGAUAAACUGCUGCGUCACUGUUGCUUCACCCUUCAAAAGAAUUGUUUGGAAAGUCCUGAAGUACUAAUUCCAGGAAAGAUGGAGGCAUAUGAGACUUCUGGACUCACUUCAUAUUCUUCUGGCCAGCUGUUGCACCAGCCCCAACUCGCUGACUUGUGAGCCAACACUUUGAAUCACUGAAUUGGGGACGUGUCUUUGAGCCCUUUCCAAAAUCGAUUAAUCUCUUCCUGGCCCUCCUUCUCUCCCUCUUCCUCUCCCUCACUCACCUUGCUCCCCUCUUCUCCCUGAAGCUUGUCACCUCUUUCCCGCUCUCUUGCACUUACAACCUGUCUGCUGUACCCAUCUAUCCAUAUUUCUCUGUCAAUCUCUUCAAGGUUAUGUCUGUUCACAGUGUACUAAAAAUUAAAGUGCACUUAAAUCGA